AUGUCUGCUAGUGAGACAAGCAGUAGCACACCACAUCAAACACCAACUCCGGGGGAUGAUUCAGGGGACACUGCUGCACUUGCAGAACUUACAACUCAAAAUAUGAAAUUUACUGACAGCCGUGCCAAGUUCCGAUCUGAGAACCCUGAGCCUUUAAGUCUUCUGGCGGAGUCUCAACGACUACAACGUGAAAUGCUGCGUGUUGAAUUGUCGGAGGGUGUGGAUUUACCACCGGCAAGUCGAGGGUCAGAAGUGUCUCCAGUUCUAAGCAUGAACUCUCCGACAAGGACUCGAAUACAACUUCUUGAAGCCGAACUGUUGGAGAACAAACGAAAAGUUUCAAGUUUGCAGGAGGGCAAUCAGCGUCAUCAAAAACUAAUUCAAACCCUUCAGGGGCAGUUGGCACAAUACAAGCGCAAGAAUACUGAUUUGGAGAUGGAGGUGGAAGAUCUCAAGCUGGAGGUUCAAAAGAACGCAAAGAAGUUACAAUCCAAGGAAAUGGAACAUGACAGCCGCUUGGAUGCACGUGAAAGUAUGGCUAAGAUGCGUGAGGAAAGCUUGAUUGCAGAACUGGAAAAUCUUACCAGCACGCUAGAGGCGGAACGGAAUAAAUCGGCUGAAUUUUCACGUGCGAAUGAGGUCCUGCAGGAUCAACUGGAGGAGGCCGCUGCAGCAAAUCAGGGUCUGAGUAGGGACGUCGCGCAGUUGACUCAGGCUUGGCGUCAGGCCACACAGCAGUUGGAGAAACGUGAGGUCGACUGGCAAAACGAGGAGACAGCGUUCAACGAGUACUUCGCAACGGAGCACAAUCGCCUGCUGGCGCUGUGGCGUGAGGUGGUUGGAUUGCGACGUGCCUUCGCCGAGCUGCGCCACCACACCGCUCGUGACUUCACACAGAUGAGCAGCGAGAUAAUGCGAACGGGUCAAUCACUGCAAUCAGCUUGCUCCGCAUUGGGCAAUAACCUCAAAGCCGCUGAAUUGGAAUCGGCCGACGCACUGGCCAAGAGUCGACGGCAGCUAAUGGCUGAGGAGGCGGACGCGAAAGCGCGUAGCCAAUCACUGGCCGAGUCUUUGGAACGUAGCCAAGCCCGAUUGGUGGAAGCCGAGGAUCAGAUCAUGCAACUCAACAGACGUGUCCAAGAGCUUAUGGCCGAAGUUGCAGACAAGGAUCGUGUCUUAAACACAUUGCAAAGACUUCGAGCAUCACUGCCUUCUCCGAAGCAUUCGGAUGCGGAAGGAGAGCCGGCUGGGGAGGAUCCAGUAGCGGUGACAAAACGUCUAAUUGAGCAAACACGUGCAAUGCAUCAGGCGCUUUCUCAAAUUGCUCAGACCGUCCUUGCGGAUACAGCGAAUGCCGACGUCGAUGAGGCGCAGGAGCCUUUCAUGGUGAGCUUCCAACAUCAAAUGGAGACCGGUGAUUGGGUAGAAGACGAGGCCGGUGUCCUCGUCACACCACGCUCCAGGCGUCCAAGGUCCACCUCUCCGUCGAGUGAGCACCAUUCACCUCAGCUUCUCUUCGCCUUACCGAGAUCGCCGUCCAUUGCACCUCCCCUCAAAUUGGCCGCGACCACGGUGAGUGCGGUUCAGUCAGCCCUCAAUCGGCGUGCAACGCAGGUGCAGGCAUUGAGGCUGAAGCUCUCCAGCCUGCGAGGCCGUUUUGAGGGAAUGAACAAGCGGUUUGAGGAGAGUGAGGGGGAAAGGACGCGUCUUGUGGAGCAUGCAGGCAACCUGCGGAGUGACCUUGACCUCGUACGCAAAGAAGUCGACUCCUUGCGCGUCGAAAGGGACAAGAUCAAACAUGCUCUCAGUAUUUCCAUAGAGGAGAGGAACAUAUUGGAGAGAGCGCGAGCCACCAACAUGGAGCAAAUUAAUUCGCUUCAGGCGGAGCUGGAACAGUUUCGACAACUUCUCUACGAAACCUCGAAGGAGCGUGAUGGUCUUGUAGAACAACGCAACGCCAAACAACUGGAAUAUGAGAGCAAGGUACGCGAGACCACCCGCCUCCAGCGUACGCUGGAACAGGCAGAGACGCGGAUUUCGCAGUUGAGGGAGGAGCUGAGCGCUGCGCACAGCGCGGAAGAACAGCUGGAGAAGCGGAACUCGACCCUCUCCAACGACUACAGCGAGGUCACUGGCAAACUCGAGCGUUUGGAGCGUCGAAUCAGCGAGCUCACUGAGCAGCUUGACUUAAUUCAACAAGAGAAGCAGAAGCUGCAAGACAAAGUGAUCGGCCUUGAAUCGAUAAUCGAGGCGAGGGAAUAUGAGCGGUCGGAGUUGACACUCCAGCUUAAUCGUUCCACGUCUAAUGAGACACGAGCGCUGGAAGAGCGCAACCACCUACGUGCCGAAGUACAGCAGGUGCGAAACCAGUUAUCACGCUCCGACGCGGAGUUGCAACUGAGUUCGGCGGAGUUGGAGCGUCUGAGGGAGACUCUGGCGCGGAUGGAGCAGCAGCACCUGCAAACUGAAGCGGAGACGCUGCGAGCUAAUCGAGAGAGGGCGGAACUUGCUGAGGAGGUGGCCGCGGCCAAUAGGCAGGUGAGCAACCUGACGGAAGAGGCGGAGACACUGCGGAGGGAAGUGGGACAACAGGCAGGGGUCGUAUCUCGACUGAAUGAAGAGCGCGAGGAAAUGAUGCGAGACAAGGACGAUCUCUCCUCACGACUGUCGCUUAACGAGAGAGAACGCAGACAGCUUUCGGAUCUAGUGGCCAGGCUUCGGGCGGACAGAGAAGUCUUGGACAACGAGGCCUUUUUGGCUCAACGUCAGAUCACUGAGCUAAAGAACAAGGCGGAGAAGCAGGAAACGGAUAUUGCUAAUCUUACUCUUCGCCGAAACACCCUUCAAGGCAUGUUAAUAAUCUUAACAGCCGAGGUGCAGCGCUUGAGAAGUGACUUUGAGACGGAACUGAGCAAAAUUCAGCGUCAGCGGGACCGUCUAGGAGCUAAAUACACGGCCGAAGUAGAAGAACUGCGAGCUAAUCUAGCUACAGCUGAACAACGACUUGCAGAAGCUGAAGAGGCCGCGGUGCAGGCAGUUCUGCGGGCGGAUCGAGCUGCUGCAGAGGCAACGAAGGCUUCCAUACUCGAGGCAGGUCGAUAUGGAAUGAGUGAACGAGAGUCGCAACGGUGGGCGGAGGAACAGGCGAGACUGAAUCACGAACUCCUUCUGGCGCAGAGGCAAGUUCUGCGAGGCUUUACAAGAGCACUCUUAGAACGAGACGACGCAUUAAUGCGGGCUGAGCAGGAACGCCAGAAAAUUCUGGCACUUGCCGCGGAAGAUCACGCAACUGUAAGGGAGCGGAUUUUGCUUCUUCAAGAGACGAUUACGGAUUUGGAAAAAACACUUGAUAGAACGCGGCGCGAAGCGGCUUCAAGAGCAGAGAAAGACGACGUUGCACUAAAGACAACCACCGAAGAUCUGCGCGCAUGUAGGGAGCAGUUUGAAGAGUUCAAGGCCAGCCAUGAGAAGGAAGUAUUGGGAUUGAAGGCCGAGGUAAAGGCGCUGGAAUCAAGCCUUGAACGCACCGUUCACGAGUACAAUGAAGUCCAACUCCAGCUUCGAUUGUGUGAGGAGCCACGUUACACCAAUCGCUCUGAAUACUCCGAAACAGCAAAAAUUCUUCGAGAAACUGAAGAAAGCCGUAACAAUCUCCGUCGUGAAGUUGUGGACCUACGUAAACAGCUGAAAGAGACCGAGUCCGCCAAGUGCGCCCUCGAAGUGACGGUCCAGGAGAUGCGUCGUCAGAUGCGUGAGCUUGAGGCAGAGAGGGGUGGCCAAAGUCGUAUUCUCAACGAGAUGCGGGAGCGGUUAGAGAGCAGUGAAUGUGAGCAACGUAACCGAAAGGUGGAAAUGCACUCCCCACUAGCAAUUUCGAGGCCACGUGACGACCUUGCGAUGAAAGAGCUGAGACAAAAGCUCUCGGAAUGUGAGCUAGUAAACUCGAGACUUCAACAGAAGUGCGCAGAACUGAGGACCAACCUUGGUGAAGAAAUCGCAAAUCUGGAAGAAGUAAAACGCGAAUGUGUGAUGCUGAAGAAACAGUUAGCUGAAGAAGAGGCUGUGCGCCACAACUUGGAGACCGAAUUAGGCAGCCUACAACGUCGUCAUGCUGAUGCUGAAGAUCGCCUUCGAGCUCAUAAAUGGACAACCGGUUUGUCGACUGAAGAGGCCAAUAGAGAUUGUAAACGCCUCGAGGAAGUCAAACGCAUCCUACAGUCACGUCUGGAGACUUCUGAACAGGCGAAUGCUCGCCUUAAUGCGGACCUCACAUCGGCGCAACGACGGCUUCAAGCUCUCCAGUUGGAGUUGACGGCCUCCAGUGAGUCAAGGAUGGAUGCUGAGUCCCGUCUAGCUUCCAUUCACUCUCUGAUGCGUCGACUUCUUGGUUUUCGGCAGCGUCAGGGCUCCUUGCCUGUGCUAAUGCUAAACUCGAAGAAACGGAAUGGCGAUAUUGAUGACAAUGAGAUGAUGUGGGUUGAAGACAACUGUGAUGGCCACAGCAAUUACCAACAUCACCUCGAUCGACGUUCCAGGUCUAUAUCACCUAACAAAAAGCACAACAACUCAGACUCCAGAUCCCAUUCAGCUGACAGGCGAGCUCAUCUUCCUCCGACAGGGUGGUCAGAGGCACAAGCAGAAGGUGGAGUGAUUCAAAAGACCACUGUAACCACCGCCGCCGCUACCACUACUGCUACCACUGGGACAACAAUUAUUUCCCAAUCGCUGGACUCGCCAGGUCAGUUGCUCAAACGUCGUACGUCACCGGCCUCUCCACCUCUUCACCUGGGCGCAGAUCUGGAUCCCGACGCGGUAAGCUUCAGCCUGCGCGAGGUGCUGAGGCAGAUGGAGCAAAUGGAGAAGGAGAGGGACGAUGCAGUAAUGGCGAAACAUGUCAAUGAGGAAAAGCUCUUUAAUGUCACCUCUCAACUCAAUGAGAAAUCCGAUGAAGCUCAACAGCUGAGACAGAUACUUCGCUCCAUAGAAGAGGAACAAAAGUCACUGUCAGAACAACUGCGAAAAUCGCACGACGAGUUAUUGAAUAAGGAGACAGAACUGCGACGAAUGAAGAAGGAGCGUGACGUUGCUUUUGUGCGUGUCGAAGAGCUACAACGUCGGUUAAAAUUGAUGGAAGAAGAAUGCAAGGUCAUCCAGGAUCGACUAAAUGCUUCUAAGAACCAGGAAGCAAAAGCUGCCGAGGAUCACAGGCGAGAGCUUCGAAAAUCUUUAGAGGAAGCCGAAGCACGCCUGGCGAGCGCAGAAUCUGCUAGACGAUCUCUACAAGCGGACUUGCAUCGUCAGAGAACAAUUACUUCUGAUAAAUCCACCGAAAUUCAGGCUGUGAAUCCACCAGAGACCGAAAAACUAAAGAUCAGUGGUACUGAGACGCUGAAGUCGAGACUGGAGAGUACGCAGAGCGAGAUGUCGAGCCUGCACGAGAAACUGGCGGAGGCUCGCGCCGCCAUCGAUCGCCUGGGCCAGCAAUGCGAGCACGCGGCUCAGAGGGAGUCGGAGGCGCGCACCAAGGCUCAGCGCUUCGCCGAGCGCGUCACAGAGUUGGAGCAGGAAAACGCACAGCUGCAAGAGCGCCUCAGCAGUGCCCAGCGCCUCAUGACCAGCAUGGAUCACGACAACCGUCUCCUGCAGGAGAGACUCGAAAAUACGCAGACCAGUUUGCGUGACUGCAAGGAACAGUUGGAGCAGGUGAAUACUCGCAUCCAAAAGUUGCAAGGCGAUCUCACAGAAGCGGACCUUGUUAGAUGUGACCUCGAGGCCCAGAAUCGGCAACUCACACGGCAAAAAAAUGACCAGGAAAUAUUACAAAAGGACCUGACCCAGCAGAUCAUUAGCAUCAAACUUGAAAAAGAAAAUACACAGACGAAGUUGGAUAAUCUUCUGAAGAACCGAAAGGAGUGGGAAAAAAUGAAAGGUGACCUUGAGUUCGAGGUCAGCGAUUUGAAGGAGAAACUAAAGGAAUUACACGUAAAUUUGGAUCAUGUGACGCGAGAAAGACUUCGUGAGAAGGAGUUGAAUUCGGUUAUUGUUUCAAGUCAGGAAGAUGUGCGCAAACGGACGCAAAAGCUGGAGGAAGAAAAUCUUGACUACAGACGUCAAAUUCAACGACUAAGCGCGCAAUUGGCACUUCGAGAAGAAUCCCACGCUAGUCGUUUGGACGAACUGCUUCGACAGCGGCACGCCCAGAUGGAAACGGAAUUAGAGAAGAAAAGCGUUGCAUUACUACAAUGUGAAAAGGCGCUUAAAGCUAAGGAAAUGAGCCAUUGCCAAAGAGUCAAGACACUGGAAGAACAAAUACGAAUGCUAAAUGAUCAGCUGUCUCAUGAGGCUAACAGACGUCAGCUCUAUAUGUCAACCAGCCGACUUCCAAUUGAAUCGCCUUCCGUCACUCACUACCCAUCCGCAAGUCAACUUUCCCACACAAUGGCCCAGUCACAUGAAAGCCUCGCCAACCCACGAGAAUUCAGUAGCUCACCGGAGGGUGUCAACACGGCCCGACCGCCGCGUGCGCCGCAGCCACAGUCGACGGCGACGGUAACAACGACGGUGCUGGCUGGACGAGCACCCACCGUGGAUGCAGCGUUGUCGGUGAGCGUGCAGACGGAGUCCCGCCCCACCGCCAGUACUAGUGGGACCCAAACUCCCUCCAUUCGAAUUCCUUAG
Molecule: messenger RNA, 6678 nt
Organism: Echinococcus granulosus
Lineage: Eukaryota; Metazoa; Platyhelminthes; Cestoda; Cyclophyllidea; Taeniidae
Product: Rootletin
Exons: 33
Coding region: 1-6678 (2225 amino acids)
Source: RefSeq, a predicted model, not a curated record